Molecule: messenger RNA, 1368 nt
Organism: Cercocebus atys (sooty mangabey)
Lineage: Eukaryota; Metazoa; Chordata; Mammalia; Primates; Cercopithecidae
Exons: 4
Coding region: 1-978 (325 amino acids)
Source: RefSeq, a predicted model, not a curated record
AUGAGGGAAGAGCCCCCCUCCCCACACGUCCCUCUGAUUCUACUGUGGGACUAUUAUGAUAAAAUGAACUGGUUUGUUGGAGGUAGAUCUGGCUGCGUCAACCACCCACAUCCCUCUGGUGGUUGGGGAGCCCGGGGUUGCAUGAAAAUCAUCCUGCACUUUGCCAGUGGCCACAAAGCUCUCUGGGGACAUUCCUCUCCCUGGGUGGCGGUAUUUUGGGGAGCGGAUGUGAACUUCCCUGAAGGGGAGAGGUGUAAACUCCCAGCAUCCUGCUACCACCCCCGCCCCCAUCACCCUUCAUUUCCCCAAGUGCAGGCUGGGGGCAGAGGAGAGGGAAGGGGAUUAGGUGCUCGGGCCGGGGAACCGAGACCCAGGGUGUCACCGCUGACAGCAGCUGGCACGCAGAGCUGCAGGGAGACCAAGCCGCGGCCCCGCGGAGCCGACACUGCCAUCUGGCUAGAAGGCCCCACUCUUUCUUUAACCAGAGGUCACAGUCUCACUGCCUACCCAGGAGGCAGCCCCGAGACGCCCCCUACGGCCUGGGUUUUCUCCACCCUGUCCCCGCGCCCACCCCAGCUCUGCCUUCCCCGGCUGCACCGCUUUGUAAAGAGGACGGCUGGUCAGACGGAAUCACUACGCUGGCCUGCGCUGGGUUGGGCCUGGGGACCGGAUCCGGGACUUCCGGAGAGCCCCAGGGUCCCCGCGCACCCAUCCACCCGCGGUCGCCUGAGCAUUUAUGGGAAGGGGCGGAGGGAAGAGGCCAGCAGCUCUCAGGGGAGUCGUCGGAAUGCUGGGAGCCUGGGAACAGACCCUGCGGUCCCUGGGAAAGCCAGGCUGUGGGAAUCCCACCGUCAGCCCCCUCCCCAUGAUGGGCCACCGGAUGUCAGAGACCCCAGUUCCCCAACAGGGAUCUUUGUGAGGGUGGGCCCCGCCCCCCCAGUUCAAGCCCCAGCCUGGCUCGACCCCAGAGUUCAGUAGGCCAGCUGUGACGAAGACAGCCCCUCCCCCGCUCUCCGCCCUCUACCCCCCUGCCUGCUCCAACAUAAUCCUCGCCAUUGUGCCCGUUGCCCCCUCCCUCUGCUCCCCCUCUCUAGACCCCUGUACAAUGGGGCCUUUGCAGCCUCCAGAAUGGAGAUGAACUCACGGUUUUUCCAAGUUUAAAAAUAGCCCCUCCAUCCCCCAGAAGGCCACCCUCCCUCUCUCCCAAGGUGUUGUGGGGUACACCUCCAUCCCGGCUGUGCCUCCUUCCUCCUGCCCUGGGUCAGGUGCGAAGGACAUGGGUGAGACAGCAUCCGGCGGGAGCAGGGCUGCUUCCCCCGAUUCAGUCUCUUCCCCCACAUCUCCCACAGGCCCCCCAGUACAGUAUCC